AGGAAGCAGUCCUUUGAAGUGAUAUUUGAAUUUGCCUUCCAACUACUUGAAGGCUGGCAAUUGUACUGCUAUGGAGUUAAGAAUGGAGUACAAGUGUAAGUGUACAAGACGGGUGCUAUGCCACAUAGGCUGCUUUUUCAGUCCUACAUUCCACUGGGGUUUUAAAGUUUCUUUUCAACAGAAUUGAGAGCUUUACAGGCACAGAGGUUUCUAAGGACUGGGAGUUAAUGAAGUGUAUGACUAACAGUAAGACAACAUGAGUAGUACUUUGGGAAAGGACAAAGAAAGUAAAGAGAGAGACUCCAAAGUUCCCCCAGUGAAGGAGCGGGAGAGAGAAUUAAAACCUUCAGGUAGUUUUUUGAAGGAUAGUAAAGAAAAAGAAACGAAGGCCAAAGGGAAGGAUACCAAAGAAGGAAAAAAGGAGUCUGGUGGUAUGCAGCCCGUCGUAACUUUUACUGUUGACAAUACAAUAAAACGGCCUAAUCCAGCCCAAGGAACCCGCAAAAAAUCUAGUAAUGGUGAAGUGGUCAAAGAGCUAAACAAAUGUCGUGAAGAAAAUUCAACUCGUUUGGAUUUGUCUAAGAAGUCUAUUCAUGUACUUCCUCCUUCAGUCAAAGAGUCAGUACAGUUGACAGAACUUUAUUUAUAUAGCAACAAGUUACAAAGCCUUCCUUCUGAAAUAGGUUGCUUGGUAAACUUGAUGACAUUGGCACUGAGUGAGAACUCUCUUACAAGUUUACCAGACUCCCUUGAUAACUUAAAGAAACUGCGUAUGCUUGACUUGCGGCAUAAUAAACUUAGAGAGAUUCCUCCAGUGGUAUAUAGACUUCCAUCCCUUACCACUCUCUAUCUUCGCUUUAAUCGCAUUACUGUUGUGGAGCCUGAUAUAAAAAAUCUGUCUAAGCUCACUAUGCUGAGCAUUCGAGAAAACCGAAUAAAAGUGCUACCUGCUGAAAUAGGUGAAUUGUGUAACCUCAUUACACUUGAUGUCGCCCACAAUCAACUUGAGCACCUUCCUAAAGAGAUUGGAAACUGCACACAGAUAACUAACCUAGACUUGCAACACAAUGAACUUCUAGAUCUCCCAGAAUCUAUAGGUAACCUCUCCAGUUUAAGUCGUUUUGGUCUGAGGUACAACAGACUAUCUGCAGUUCCCAAAUCAUUAGCAAAGUGCACUGAACUGGAUGAAUUAAAUUUAGAGAACAACAAUAUUUCUGCAUUACCAGAGUGUGAAUUUGACAAGUUUAACAUUGGCAAGAAAUUGCUUCCAGUCCUAUCCAGUGGGUGGACCCUCACAGUUUUCAACUAUCUAUUCUCUUAACAUGGAACACAACCGCAUAAACAAAAUUCCAUUUGGUAUCUUCUCUAGGGCAAAGGUGUUAAGCAAGCUGAAUAUGAAGGACAAUCAGCUAACUUCACUUCCACUGGAUUUUGGAACCUGGACAAGCAUGGUAGAACUGAAUCUAGCCACAAAUCAGCUGACAAAGAUACCAGAAGACAUUUCUGGUCUUCUCUCCAUGGAGGUGUUGGUUUUGUCAAACAACCUUCUGAAGAAAUUGCCACAUGGUAUUGGAAACUUGAGAAAGUUACGAGAGCUUGACUUGGAAGAGAAUAAGCUGGAGUCUCUGCCAAAUGAAAUUGCUUACUUAAAGGAUCUUCAGAAACUGGUGCUGACAAACAAUCAACUGACCACCCUUCCCAGAGGCAUUGGUCAUCUAACCAACCUCACAUAUCUAGGACUAGGAGAGAAUCUUCUAACCCACCUCCCAGAGGAGAUUGGUACACUGGAAAAUCUCGAAGAUUUAUAUUUGAAUGACAACCCUAACCUGCACAGCCUUCCCUUUGAGCUGGCUCUCUGCAGCAAACUGUCAAUCAUGAGUAUUGAGAACUGCCCUCUAAGUCACCUUCCACCUCAGAUUGUUGCUGGGGGUCCAUCUUUCAUCAUUCAGUUUUUGAAGAUGCAAGGCCCAUACCGUGCCAUGGUUUGAUACAGAUCUAAUAUCCCACACACUGUACAAAAUACAAACUGCGUAAUUAUCAUUAUAUAUAUUAUAUAUACUGUAUAUACAUGCACUCACAUACACAUAUAUAGAUUUAUACCUUUGUCUACAUGUGUGUAUAUGUGCGUGUGUGAAGAAUAAAAAGACAAUUUUACUAAGACUGUGUUGUGUUUCAGCUAAUAGAGGAAUCAUAGCCAUUUAGAUUUUUUUAUCCUGUAAAAUUUGCUUGACUAGGUUUUCUUUGCUGAAUUUAUUGGUUGGUUGUCAGAUAAGCAAUGCUAAGAAUGCCAGUUUUUCAUUUAAAAUAUUUUGCCAACAAAGUGUCAUGAUAAUUAAAAUUAAGGGGCAAGGUGAUUGUGUUGAUAAAUGUUAAAAUAUUUUUUUAAGUCAUACAGAAUGUUAUGUGACAAUUUUUUUAUCAAGUUCUGUAUUUUGGGUUGGUCUUAUAAAGUAUUUUCUUUACGAAAGUCAGUAAUCCAACUUCUUUAGUUGGAUUUUUAUUAUUUGGAGAUAUGAAGAACAUAUUGGUGUCUUUGUUUACAGUUAAGGUGUAACUAAUUUGAAUUAUUGCUUUUAGAACUGCUCAUCAAGUUUUAGUCCACCAUAUCUCCAGAUGUUUUCUGCUAAAUAAUUAAGAGCUGGAUUUGCCAGUUGAGAAAUAUAUAUUAUUAUUAUUAUUAUUAUUUUUUGCUUUCUUUUACACACAUUGGUGAUUGGUAAUGUAUACAGAAUGUUAACUGUAGCCAGAGUGCAUGCUUUGACACAGGUAACAUCUUCUGAAAUAUUAUUUUGUCUGCAACAAGCUUUGCAUAUCAAAGUUCAGCCGGUGUGAACUGUGGCCUUUUUUCAGCUUGAGCAGCUAAUUUGUUCUGCUAAAAAGCUGGAACUGUAAUACCAGUUGGAUAAACGUCAUGUUAAGCUACAGUUUUAUUGUUUUUCAGAUGGUUAGGUAAAAAUGCAUUAUGUCCUCCCAUGAUCAUAAUCACCCACAACACUGUAACUGACUUCUUCCCCAAAGCUUUUUAACCAUGGAAAAAAUGUUAGUUACUUUUACCACCUGCAGUUUCUUUUAAUCCUCCUUUUACGGUCAAGUGCAUCUUUAUGCUUAAUUGUUUUUAUAUCUUGGCUUGCCUUGCACAUUUUACAUGAGUAUGAUUCAUAUGUCGAUGCCAAGCACAUCUUUCUACUGUGCUGUAUUGCUGCUGUACUGUGUAUGCACUUUUUCCCAGAGUUGGGAUGUUUUGCUUCUGUAUGUUCAGUAUAAGUUGGUCAUUUACUUUAAACCUCAGAAAUCCCAGUAUUAAAAUGAUAUAUAUAAAAUAGGCACUUUCAGUUUUGAGUUCUACAUUAGUGAAGUUUUACAAGAUUCUUUUUUUUACAGUGGUGCAUACAGUAUACACACAGACUAGCUAGUUAACUACUUUGUAGAUUGAGGAUGCUAAAUGUACCACUCUAAAUGUUCAGAAACUGCAGUUCUACAUAAUAUUUUCAUCCCUUCGCUUUAAAUGAAUUAUCUGACCCUAGUAAAGAAACAUAUCACCAGUUACUUUAAUGCUUUCAUUGUAGUUCAUAUGGUAUUUUAUUUGUCUGAAGUGGCAAAACUGUUAAAAUCACAAAUCACUGCAUUAAAGUCUACUUACAUACCA
Messenger RNA from Protopterus annectens (West African lungfish), 3646 nucleotides. It is a transcript of the gene SHOC2, whose product is annotated as SHOC2 leucine rich repeat scaffold protein. Lineage: Eukaryota; Metazoa; Chordata; Ceratodontiformes; Protopteridae. The record is from RefSeq and is a predicted model, not a curated record. Gene Ontology annotation, molecular function: protein binding.